Pseudogymnoascus verrucosus is the source of this 369-nucleotide messenger RNA. RefSeq lists its product as uncharacterized. The transcript has a single exon. Bases 1 to 369 code for a protein of 122 amino acids. The record is from RefSeq and is a predicted model, not a curated record. Lineage: Eukaryota; Fungi; Ascomycota; Leotiomycetes; Thelebolales; Thelebolaceae.
AUGAAGCUCUCCCUCCUCCUCACCGCCGCCGCCCUCACCCUCGCCCCCACCACCACCGCCUGGCGCGUCUACUUCUACCAACUCAAAGACGGCCAAGGCCCCUCCAUCACCGCCAGCGGCCCCGGCGGCACCGGCUCCGCCUGCCACAGCGUCGGCAGCUUGAACAACAAGAUCUCCUCCGUGCGGUGGUACUCCGACAACUCCGAGACGAACCCCACCACCCGCUGCUGCAUCAGCAUGUAUCAAGGGCUAGGCUGUACGGGUACCAACUGGGGCCAGAGCUGGUGCAGGAACAGGUUUGCCGAUACGAGUAACUUUGGGGCGGACAAUCAGAUUAGCUCUUACCAGACCGAUUGUUAUAAGGUUUAA